Molecule: messenger RNA, 4158 nt
Organism: Brassicogethes aeneus
Lineage: Eukaryota; Metazoa; Arthropoda; Insecta; Coleoptera; Nitidulidae
Source: the annotation of a GenBank genome assembly
AGGACACGGGCGAUAUCCUGGUUGCCUCGCACAUGUCUCUCAGCUCGACGCGCUCGGAAAAUUCCUUACAUAACGUAAAUAAAAAAGUGACAGAGCAACUCGCCGAAAAAUCAAAAAAAUAAAAAUUUAACGGAAAGUGUGCUGCGAUGUUUCACCUGCCGUGUCACUUAAAAUUAUUGCCUUGUGUUGUUGUUGUUUGAAUUAUUUAUGUUAUGGGAUGUUGCAAAAAACCCUUAUAAUAUAUUAUGAGUGAGCUUCAAUCAACGAUUGAAUUUUCAGUGGAACUAUAUAAAUUUUACAAUGUGGACCUAUUUCAACGAGGAAUGUAUCAAGUGCGAUGCUCCUUGCGAGUAUCGUCGAAAUUAGGAGUGGAAAUCGAAGUGACAACGCCAGACGUAACAACCGGUUUGGGAUCAGCGAUCGUGUUGGGAAACUACGGAGCAUGUCGUCCUUUUCAGAUCCUCUACAGGAACGAGGAGGUCUCCCUCAAGGACGUGGUACUUUUCCGGUGUCACAUGCUAGUCGACGGUAACAACUUGAAGGAAUCUCUGGAUCGUGCCGAGUAUUCCCUACUCCUGGAGCUAUGGUUCAGCGAUUCCUCGCCAGCCACGAUGGUCCUGGUUUCGUCCAGGACGCUGCAGCUCAACAUGUCACCUGUUGAAGGUCUCCACUACCACUUGCCGGUCCUGUUCGAUUACUUCCACCUUUCGUCGAUCUCGCUCACGGUUCACGCCGUCUUGACCGCUUUACACCAACCAUCAAUGAAGAGAGGCCUUUUGCGGUACAUGCAGAGCUGUGCCCCGAAAUCGUCAAAGUCCUGGAGCAAAAUUCGUUCCACGCAAUGUUCAACGUUAACGGAUCCCGUCCCACAAGUGAAUAGUCAUAAGAUUUAUAGCAGAAUUAACGAAUCGCCGCAAAUUCAUUUAGAAGCCUACAACGUUUUAUUGGACUCGAGCAACAAUUUAAAAACCACCAUCAAGGAAUACAAACUUUUAUUAGCGCAAAGAGAAGAAAUCGUUGCAGAAAACUACGACGUUUUAGUUGUCAAACAUAAUGAAUACGAUAGUACCAAGUUAAUGAAGAAACGACCACAUAUACAAAAUUCGGAACUAGCAGAGUUGUGCGCUGAAAACAUUAGAAUAUGGAACUAUUUUCUGUUAACUUUUAGUUGCAAGAUAGCGAUACAACAAAAUCUAAGUAAAAGGCAUCACAUGCUACGAGUAAGAAGAUUCGCGGAACUAUUUUUUCUAGUUUACAAUCCCCGAAGAUCAGCAUUUGGCUGUUACGAGACAAAUUAUCAGAAUUAUUUCGUUAUUGCUGAGAUAGUUAGAAGAUCAAAAUAUAUGCAGUUACUACCCCCUUUGCCUAUACAUUGCUUGGCAUUGGAUGGAGACUGUGCAUCUAUGCCUAUAAUAUUUGAAGAUCAAUACCAAGACCCGUUUGAUGUAGACAAACGAAACUUUGAGUCACCGGAAUUACCAAAUAAAGAUACUUGGAGCAUCAAAAAAACCAACAUCAUCCCAGAUGACACGAACUGUUCGUGUGGUAUUGGAAAUUUGUGGGAUAAACGAAAAACCUCUGAAAAAACUUUGGUAAACGCUGAUUUAUACAAUCUGGAAGAUCCGUUAUCAUUUACAAUCCCAACAAGGCACAGUAAAUCAUUGGAUCAAUUACAAACGUGUUUAAAAAAUUCUUUCCAUUAUUCUUUAAGUAAUAUUACGAAUCAAAAAGACUUUGCCGAUACGAGACAAUCAAAAAAGUCUCAUUAUCAAACUGAUAAAGCAUUAAAAAAUGUGUCUAGCGAGAACAACAUGCGUCAACGAAAAUAUUUUUUAGAAGAGGAUUUUAAAUAUUUAAACAAAUCUGGUAGUCCAAACGAUAUAUGUGAUUGUUCUUUUAACGGUUAUAAUUAUGCAACAAUUAAGAAACCAAAAAAAUCAAAGGAUCGGGUAAUUUUAGAACCAACGUCCAUAGAUGUAACGUCAAGCCAAAACGGUGUUGAGAAAUUACGACAUUUUGAUAUCAAAAAUCUAUCCAAUGCCAAACAAAAAUACAACUCUUUAGUAAAAUCGAUAAGCCAUACGUCUCAUGGAAGCGGACAAAACAUAUUCAAAACGAAUUCAAUGCAGUUUCCAUCGCCUAAAAAGAACUCAGCCAAGACUAACAAAUUCAAUUCGCUUGUAACGAAACGCUGUCAGAAUCGUAAAUCAUUCACUCCAUCGUUCUUAUACGAACCGCAACCGGUAUACUUUGAAAGCUACAACAACACUACCUACCAAAACGGCAAAAUAAACCAAAUCAAAAAGUUCAAAUCAAACGAAAAACUACCGAAAUCAAAAUCACGAACAAACGGAAACGUAAAACACUUCGACAUCGGUUCGACGAGCAGUUCGACGGAAAGUCUGUCCUUCCGAAAAUUCAAAACAGGGUCAAAUGGUACAGCUUUACUUAGCGUAAGAGGAGGACUAAGGAAAGUUCGCAGCACCUCUUGCUUGGAAGAAGAAAGCUUUCCUAUGAUUUUAUCAGGUUCCGAAUCACUGCCGACUAUAUCUACCAAAGAGGAGGAAGCACUGAACUUUCCGGAAACAAAGUACUUGAGCAGCUCCACUUCUUCGACCAGCGAGCAAAGCGGAUGGAUCACAUCUAGAAGUAGUUCUAUAGCAUCUAGUACUGACGUAACCAAUCCUGCCACAAGUGCUACCGUAUCGAAUGUAGAUAAUUUAUUAAAGAAAUCAAAGAUGAACGGAAAGCGCUUAGAACAAAAUAUUUUUAAACUUAAGUCCAAUAAAUUUUAUUUGGAAAGUGAUAGCUUUAAUGGGCAUAACAAAAAGGAUCAAAAAGCUGAGAAGGACUUCAUUAUGUUUAAGGGCUGUGAAAAUAACCAAAGCAACAACAUCUGCGAGGACGACAUUGCCUUGCCACCUCCGAAACAAUUUCGGGACAUGGAAUCUCCAUCGAGUUCAAUUACGAACGGCACCAAUAAUGGAGAGGAGGACGACGAGGAGAGUGAUGCGGAGGAGGAGGAAAUCAACGCCGUCGACAAUUUACUUUAUCACGUGGUCGACACCGAAACUGUUCUCGAAGUGAAAUCUAGUCAAUUGAAUUUAAAUACAACAAGAGAGAAUGAAGACUUUAAAAUGUACAAAGGAACGGGCUCGGAAGCUCUGAAGACGUUCUUGAAAGGAAAAAAGGAAUUUAAAAGUCAAUUAAAUUUUCCUGGUUUGCUAUACUCGGAUCUAAACUCGUUUGCUUCAACAGUUCCUUAUUUUCACAUAAGCGACGAGUUCAGGAUAUUUUCUCCCGAGGGGAUGCACCUUAUAAUUUGUGUUCACGGCCUGGAUGGCAAUUCCGCUGACUUAAGACUUGUCAAAACAUAUUUGGAACUGGGAUUACCCGGCGCAUAUCUUGAUUUUCUCAUGUCGGAAAGAAAUCAAGGGGACACCUUUAGCGAUUUCGAGACUAUGACUGAUCGCCUUGUAAGUGAAAUUUUGCAUUACUUAGACACAAGUAGUAUACGACCAACUAGAAUCAGUUUCGUGGGUCAUUCAUUGGGUAACAUAAUCAUUCGAUCAGCUCUUACCAGACCACAAAUGAAGUUUCUUCUUCCAAGACUGCAUACGUUUUUAUCCCUAUCUGGACCACAUUUAGGAACUUUAUACAACAGUAGUGGAUUAGUUAAUAUGGGUAUGUGGUUUAUGCAAAAAUGGAAAAAGUCAGGUUCUUUAUUACAACUAUGUUUGAAAGAUGCCACUGAUUCGAGAAAAUCUUUUCUCUAUCGGCUCAGUCAAAGAAGUACUUUACAUCAUUUUAAAAACAUUUUAUUGUGUGGAUCAGGACAAGACAGGUAUGUUCCUUUACAUUCGGCCAGAAUAGAGUUGUGCAAGGAGUCGAUAAAAGACUCGUCUGAAUUGGGCACGAUAUACCGCGAAAUGGUACACAACAUAAUGUCUCCUAUAAUAUCUCAAAAAGAACUGAAACUGUUAAGAUACGACAUACACCACGCCUUGCCCAAUACAGCGAACGCUUUGAUCGGUAGGGCGGCGCAUAUUGCUGUUUUGGACUCGGAAUUGUUUAUUGAAAAAUUUAUGGCAGUAGUCGGAAUCAAGUAUUUCCGUUAAUAUAUUAUAUUGUUUAAGUUUUAUAAAAAAUAAAUUAUUU